GGGGUCACACAGAGUCGGACACGACGGAGUGACUUUCAGGGAGUGGAUUCUCACAUGUGCCACUGCGUACAGUUUGUUUUGGGCAAAGGGAAAAGUAGGAAAAAAGAAAUAACUCAAUAACUUUAUGGGUGGGGGGAGGGGGGCGGUGAAUAAAGACCAAUGGGAAAGAUAGACAACCCCAAGCAUCCUCCACCUUUCAAACACCGGAAACCUACUUUGCAAGUAGGAAGGAGGGUAGCUUAUCAAGGCUUCAGUGCCAUCUUGUGGCUAUUUGUUGGAUCACAACAGAAUUUUGCCUUUUAUUUAUUCUCAGUGAAUGGAUUACUAUUUUGAAGCUUCAGCAUUUAAAAAAUGAGGAUCCUUUAUUUGCAGUCCCUUUUAGAAUUUGUUUGGUAACAGCUUUAUUGGUUUAUAACCCACAUACCACAGAAUUCACUGACUGGAUGUGUAUAGUGUCUGAUUUUUCGUAUAGCCAUUACAAACCAUCAUCACAAUUUUAGAGCAUUUUUACCCCCAAAAAGCCUGCACCCUGACUCCUUGUCCGGCCCACACAUUCCCUGCCUUCAAAUGUCUGCUCGGGCUUUUCCUGCAUGUGCAGCCAUGCUGUGUGCACCCCGUGUCUGCCUGCGCCCCGUUAGUACGUCUGCAGGGUUCAUCCACGUCGACGCCAGUGCUUACUCCUUUUCAACAGCUGAACUGAUACACUGCCGGGUUUGCCAUGACUUGUUCAUUUCAACUGAUGAAUACUUAGUUGGGUUUGUUUGGGGCUUCCCUGAUCGCUCAGUUGGUAAAUGAUCUGUACUUUUUGGCUCUUUGUAACAAAUACUGUUGUGAGCAUUUGUGUACAGGUUCUGAGUGGGAAUGCUGUCAUUUCCUUCUGACAUAUACCUAGGAGUGGAAUUGGGUAAAAAUGGCAACUUAAUGACUUAGUUUUUGGUCACUGCCAAACUGUUUUCCAAAAUGGCUAUGCCAUUUCAUAAUCAUACCAGCAGUGUAUUAGAGUUCUGAUAUAAUUGGAGUUUUGUAUAUUUCCAGAAAACUUUUAACAGGCUUUGAAUUCAGGAAAGCUGUUUUUAGUUUUUGCUAUAAGUUAUUUAAGUAUACCAUGAUAUACUGAGAAAAAAAAUUAGAGUUUAAAGCAAUUACCCAGUAUUACAUCAUCCAGAGGUGUUAUUUCUAGAAUUUAUGUGUGUAUGUAUAUACAUACUUAUAAUUUGAAAAAAAUCCAUUUUUAACCGCAUGGACAUUUUCUAGGUCAGUAUCAGCAUUGUCUUAUGAAUUUGUGUCAUUACAGUACCUACAGACAUCAGGGAAAAGACAUCAUGAGUGUGUCAGAUGCUUUUGACUUCUUGGUGUACACAGGGCUCAGACCAGGGAGGACCCUGCAGCCCUCAGACUAGGGGCUUCUAGCUUAGCCUUUAGUUUUCUUACCUAAAAAGCUAAAUUACUGUUAAUUUUGGUUAAGACACAGUAAUUUUUCCAAUUAACUUAAAACAUUUUUUAUUUUUAAAAAGCACUCACUGAAAAUGACCGAGACAGCCAGUCACCACUGAAGAAUCCUCUCUUGUCGACAUCAAGACCCCUGGUUUUUGGCAAGUCCAAUGGUGAUACAAUUGAUUAUCAGAAACAGCUGAAGCAGAUGAUUAAAGAUUUGGCCAAAGAAAAAGACAAAACUGAGAAAGAGUUGCCAAAAAUGAGCCAGAGAGAGUUUAUCCAGUUCUGUAAGACUUUGUACAGUAUGUUCCACGAAGACCCGGAAGAGAAUGACCUGUACCAAGCCAUCGCCACAGUAACCACGCUGCUGCUGCAGAUCGGCGAGGUGGGGCAGCGAGGCAGCAGCUCUGGGAGCGGCUCCCAGGAAGGCGGGGAGGAGCUGCAGGCCUCGGCUCCUUCCCCCUCUUCUGAGCAGGACUUGGUGUUUGCUGAAGCGGACACAGGGCAGAGUCCCCAGGAGUCCCAGGCAUUUCCUGAGGAGGCACAAGGGGACUGGACCGUCUCCCUUGAACAUAUUUUAGCCUCACUUCUGACUGAACAGUCACUAGUCAACUUUUUUGAAAAGCCACUGGACAUUAAAUCCAAACUUGAAAACGCCAAGCUCAAUCAGUACAGCCUCAAGACUUGUGAAAUGAGCCGCCAGUCACAGCCUGAGCUCAAGCUGAGCAGCCCGUAGGACAGCGAUUGGCUGAGACCCAUCUCCAUACCAAAGCACAGACCAGGUCCCCGGGUGUGGCCCAGGAAGCCAGGUUUGUCUAGCUCACCGUGAGUACUUUACAAGCUGGGUACACACUGUGGCUGGGGGGCACUGAUGCAACACCCAGCAUUUGUUUAGACACUGUCAGUGCUAGAGCUAGUGUUCUGUCCUCAGCUGGAAGCUAAAAUGUGAGAGAUGUGUGAUACUAACCAAGUUGAGAGAAGCCCAAGCACUCAUCCUUCACUUGAACGGGGGAAAGAAUUCACUUUCAAGAUUUGAGAGCCACUAUCUGUGCAAUUGUAUUUGGCUUUUUUUGCACUAAUUUUGUUUCAAUGCUGGUAAUUGAAACCAUGUUAAUGUAUUUGGUUGUAUUCACUUUUGUGUCCUUCCAAAAAAAACCACGCUUUCAAAUGUUGGCCUCCAAGUUUUUUUAAAAACAAAGUUUUCUAUUGA
Odocoileus virginianus texanus is the source of this 2644-nucleotide messenger RNA. The record is from RefSeq and is a predicted model, not a curated record. NCBI's taxonomy places the organism in Eukaryota, Metazoa, Chordata, Mammalia, Artiodactyla, Cervidae.